Porites lobata is the source of this 1637-nucleotide messenger RNA. NCBI's taxonomy places the organism in Eukaryota, Metazoa, Cnidaria, Anthozoa, Scleractinia, Poritidae. The record is from the annotation of a GenBank genome assembly.
AUGAUGGAAGACGAAGAGUCCCAAACUCAUCUUGAACCACUUGAAAGGGAAUUUGCGGAAGAAUGGCACCCUGGCACUGGUAGGUGCGGGGUGCGAGGUCUAGACCAGCGAAUUUGUUCUUGUGGUGCUCACAGAAUAGAUUUUGAGUCCGAGCUUUUGAAUAGCCCGCAAAAAUAAAUAAGAGGCAAAAACUAUUCGGUGUGUUUGUGGGGUAAAAUAGGUAUACGAUGACUGUAAACAAAGGUUUUGCGUUCUAAACGCACAAUCUUUCCUCGUCACCGUAACGUGACAUCGAGACAGCGUGACCACAAAGAGAUCAGACGCUGGUGUGACAAGCGUGACCUCACCUACUGUUAAGUGGGAUUUUCACUUGAAUCACUUUUUUCUGGUGUUCUAGUUAAGUGAGUAGAAUUAUUCUCCGGCCUUUUUUUCUUUUUCUUUUAUUUUAUUUUACUGUCAAUGUUUAAGGAAAUGCACGGAAUGUAUUUGCACCCUGGAAAGAGUUUGUGAUGUCAGAAAAACUGCUUACAUCAAUGGUACACAUCUUCUAUGCUAUCCCUCCAAAUUGGCCAAGGGGAUCAAACUGGGAAAGGAUCCUACCAAGCAUUAUGGCAAUUCUCAUAUGGCUAGCAUUUUGCAUGGAAAUGAGCAUCAUUAAAUUACUGUGGACCCAAGGUGACCAGGGUCAUGCCGCCAAUAAACACCCACCAAUAGGAUCUGUAUUACUUGUCAUCUUACUUGAGUUGUCGUCAACAGUUUCAUUUACGAUCAUGGUCAUCUACUUCUUUAAAUCAAGUAACAGAUUCCAUUACUCCUCCACUAAACUCAUCCCAGGAUUUGAAUUUGCACCAUUAGGAAAACAUCAAGAUGUGACUCUGAAGAAAGUGCACUGGUUGGGCGUGAACUUCUUCCUUGUGUUUGCAAUCACUGGUCUUGGAACUUCCCUUUAUAAUGCAAUGAAAGUCAACAUCUUCUUCAGUUUCACUGAUUUGCAUGAAUUUACAAAACAGAUCAGUGAUGUCCAAAGAGGUCUGUACUACAGCACAUUAGUGAUACUGAACUGGGCCCACAUGAGUUCCAUACUUGCAUGCGGUACCUUUUACAUUGCAUGUCGUAGUAUCUCAAGUCACAUUGAUUUCACAGAAAAACUGCUUGUAUCACAUGUGACAGACUUUAAUUCUGCAAAGGAAAUUCAUGAAUGCCUCCUGAAGUAUUCAGAAAAGGUUAUAAAGUCACUUACCCCAUGGUUUACAAUUCACAGCAGUUUACUUGGACUUGUAAUACUGCUGACAUUACUGGAUAUAAUGAGUACGAUCCAGUCUUCACAAAAAGGUCAUGACAUCAGCAAAAUCUGGUUAUCCAAGGUUACAGCAUCUUGGUUUGUGGCUAUUCAGUUUGCGUUCCCUUUUUUGUCUGCUAGCUUGGUAACUCGACGAUAUGAACAAAUGUAUGAGCAACUAAACAGGAGAGCCACAAAUGUUACCAAUUGUCACGAACUGGACGCCUUCUUGAACUACUGUCUGAGAUGUAAAUCAGGGUUUUAUGUUCUGGGAAUCAGAAUCACCACAAGUCAUGCUGUUAUGUCAAUUGCAUCUGUUUUCAUUGGUUUGUUUCGAUUCUACAAAGAACUCUUUUAA